Molecule: messenger RNA, 5297 nt
Organism: Dama dama (fallow deer)
Lineage: Eukaryota; Metazoa; Chordata; Mammalia; Artiodactyla; Cervidae
Gene: FAM20B
Product: FAM20B glycosaminoglycan xylosylkinase
Exons: 9
Coding region: 482-1711 (409 amino acids)
Biological process (GO): protein phosphorylation
Cellular component (GO): Golgi apparatus
Molecular function (GO): phosphotransferase activity, alcohol group as acceptor
Source: RefSeq, a predicted model, not a curated record
CGUCGGUUGGAGGAGUGAGGAUUUAUAAUUCUGGGAAAUGAGAAAUGCUUGAUACAGCAACUUGAGUCUAGGGCCAAGUAUCAGUAUCAUCCCCACCCAGCCGAGGUUUGAUUUCUCACCUUGAAAAGAAGGAAUAGACUGCCUCUGUAACCCUCAAGGACUGACGAAUUCAUUGGCACAGACCUUGGGUACUAAACAGAAGACCUUACUUUGCAACUGAAACCAGCUUUUGACCAACUUAUAACGUCAACAUGACUGCUAGAGCCAUCUAGGAGAGAAUGUAAUACAAAGCUCUCACUUGUGAUUUGGUUGUUCAUAUCCAGAAUCAGGAGAGGGAAGGCCCAGCUCUGGACAUGGAAUUGUGGGAGGCACAUCAGAAGAGAUGGACCAGUGUGUAUAAUCAUGGAGUCUCCUUGCUGACCAUCACCACCUACUCUCCUUGAUAAGUGAGAGUGGUCGGGGAGAAGGAAAAGAAGUCAACAUGAAGCUAAAGCAGCGAGUCGUGCUGUUAGCAAUUCUCCUUGUCAUCUUUAUCUUCACCAAAGUUUUCCUGAUUGACAACUUAGAUACAUCAGCUGCCAACCGGGAGGACCAGAGGGCCUUUCACCGAAUGAUGGCGGGCUUGCGGGUGGAGCUGGUGCCCAAGCUGGACCACACCUUGCAGUCUCCCUGGGAGAUUGCAGCCCAGUGGGUGGUUCCCCGGGAAGUGUACCCUGAAGAGACACCAGAGCUGGGAGCAAUCUUGCAUGCCAUGGCCACCAAGAAAAUCAUUAAAGCUGAUGUGGGCUAUAAAGGGACACAACUGAAAGCCUUACUGAUACUUGAAGGAGGACAGAAAGUUGUCUUCAAACCUAAGCGGUAUAACCGGGACUAUGUGGUAGAAGGGGAACCAUAUGCUGGUUAUGAUAGACACAAUGCAGAGGUAGCAGCCUUUCAUUUGGACAGGAUUCUAGGUUUCCGCCGAGCUCCCUUGGUGGUUGGCAGAUUUGUUAAUCUGCGGACAGAGAUCAAGCCUGUUGCCACGGAGCAGCUCUUGAGCACCUUCCUAACCCUAGGAAAUAAUACUUGUUUCUAUGGGAAGUGUUAUUACUGCCGAGAAACAGAGCCAGCCUGUGCUGACGGAGACACGAUGGAGGGGUCUGUCACACUUUGGCUUCCAGAUGUGUGGCCUCUACAGAAACACCGACACCCAUGGGGCAGGACUUACCGAGAGGGCAAAUUGGCCAGGUGGGAGUAUGAUGAGAGCUACUGCGAUGCUGUGAAGAAAACGUCUCCUUAUGACUCCGGCCCGCGUCUCUUGGACAUCAUUGAUACAGCUGUCUUUGAUUACCUGAUUGGCAAUGCUGACCGCCAUCACUAUGAGAGUUUCCAAGACGAUGAAGGCGCUAGUAUGCUCAUCCUUCUCGAUAAUGCCAAAAGCUUUGGGAACCCCUCGCUGGAUGAGAGAAGCAUUCUCGCCCCUCUCUAUCAGUGUUGCAUCAUUCGUGUUUCCACCUGGAACAGACUGAACUCCUUGAAGAAUGGUGUGCUGAAGUCUGCCUUAAAGUCCGCCAUGGCCCACGACCCCAUCUCCCCAGUGCUCGCUGACCCUCACCUGGACGCUGCGGCCCAGCGGCUCCUGAGUGUCCUGGCCACCGUCAAGCAGUGCACUGACCAGUUUGGGAUGGACUCUGUGUUGGUGGAAGACAGGAUGCCUCUCUCGCACCUGUGAUUCUCCACAAAAUAAGUGAAACUGCUUUUUACAAAGAUAGAGAAACAGCACAAUCAGUUCCAGAUGGUAUGAGAUGGAUUGGAAAUGGCCAGCAGUGCGUUCUGGUAAUAGGGGAUAGGGUGGCCUUGGAUUUCUUUGGUGUUUGCUGUAGUGGAAGCUAAAGCAAAGACUUACAAGCUUCAGACCACGGAACUGUACCUGCUGAACCACCUUCAGACUUCCUCGGCGUUUGCCCAUCCUAGCAGAGGGGGGCACAUUGGUCAGUCUUAAUUUCUCAUGCCAAAGGAUGAAGAGAGGUGUGACAUUCAACUAGCUUAAUGCUGGGGUUGGUUCUGGAGUGUGUAUUUGGAGUUCAUCCUUAUAGUCCUUUCUCCACAGUUGUGGAUCUUCCAAAAACACUUUGCAAUCUCUUGAGUCCCUUUUUUCAGGAUUAGUCAAAUUGGGGAUUUUACUGCUUCCUGGGGAGUGGCAGCAAGGAACCCGGCAUUCUGUUGAGCCAAAGUAGUAUGCUCUGUUGGAGGGACUAUGCUUUUAAGGUAGAAUUAGAGGGAAGGACAAAAGCAGGAAGGAUGCUUGGGCUUUUAAGUGAGAAGGUGGUAGUGCUUUUGAUGAUUCUUAAAGGAGGGAAGAAGAGAGAGAGACCUGCUUGGUAGGACCAAAAUCAAGGAGGUGAUUGAAUUAGUGAAAAACAGGUUCCCCUGUAUUUAAGUUCUUAACAUAUAUAAAAGCAAGCAUGACUUGAACCUAAGUAAGAUUUGCAUUCUCGUGGUUAUGUCCAAAGUAAUCCAAAAAAAUUGUCCAUAGAGAACCUACUGUUACAACCCAAGCACAAUUCUGUUAUGGAGGCUUACUUUCUUUUUUGCCCCAAACCUUGAGUAAGCGUUAGGUUGCCUGCAAUCUCUGCCAUCCUGAUUUCCAAAAUGAAUUUUCACUUCUGUCUUCAAGGUAUUUAGUUGUUAAAGCUGUUGUUCCCGAGAGACUGGCGAUCCUAUUUGUGCCUUUCUUAGGAGAAAAGCCAGCUCACUCCUAUAGCUAAUAGUUCACAUACUGCUGAUUGCUGGACCUGUCUAGUGAUUUGGGCCACACAGAAGGCUAGAAACAGGUUUUAAGCCUUCUGAGCCUUUAAAUUAAGGUGGUUACCAGGAAGAGCCUUAAGAUUUUUAUUUAUGUCAUACCCUGUUUUCAUCAUUUAAUCUUGUUCUGAACCCACAAGGUAGUAUUGUUCUGCCUUCUAUUAGCACUUUCAAAUAUCAGGUUGCUAAAACAGGCUUAGUUGUGUGUUCUGGCAAAGUGAUUUUGACAUGUAACCAGUUGCAUUAAAAUAUAGGGUGAGGAGAGCUGGCCUGGUGAAUCCACUUGUGUGUCCUCAGAGCUGGAAGCUUCUCUCCUGCAUUUUGUCUGGGGACUCUUCCGGUUUUGACUUCUGUGAAGCAAAGACUAAUAUUUAAACAAUGUGGUUGGAGACCAAUUUUCAGUUACCACCCUUUCAAAAACAGUUUAGAAUUUAUGCUCGAAUUUUCUCAGAUUGAAAGUCAACUGAGUACCCAGUAACUACUUUAAAGUAACAUGAAAUUAGGAUACUUUUGUGCUUAGUUUGUACAUUUGGAGAUGUACACAGAAUGGGCUGAGCUAUUUUUUAAAAGGUUUUGGAUUUAAGAAGACAUAUCAGCACAAAACACUGAGCUAGUAUUAACAGGAGGAGGCACUGAUUCCAGUUUUAAACUCAUGUACUGUGUGCAUCCAGGGAAGUACACAUUUGAGCUUGAUGGUGCUCACCUCAAAGCAUCAGGGAGCCAAUAAGAAGGUAGUCAGUGUUGCUUUGCUUGAUCAAUGUUAGUUGAACUAAUUCUUUCAAACACAUGAUAUUGUUCUUUGGUAUGUCCCAGUGGAAUGAGUAAGAACUGUUCUCAAACUCGGGAACUUUAUUCAUAAUGCUGAAGGCAGAAGAUUCCGUUGAGGAAAAAUGGAGGAGGGAAGGCUGCUUUGAAAACAUCUCAUUAUUUUUUCCAAACACUGCUUCAUUCUCCUUCCCUAUUUUAAUAUGAUCUUAAAAGGUGUUCAGAUGUAUAGUGGUUAAAGUUAGAAUUGUGCUAAGAGAGUGGUGUGAACUGAUGCUUGGAAUAUAAAUUUAUGUUCUAAGUCAAUAUUGGAUUAAGCUGGGAAAAAUGUGUUUAGGUAAAUCUCGGAGAAAACCAACCAUAAGCUCUUAGUCCUAAAAUUCAUAAACACUAUAUUCUGAUUCAAAAAAAGAGGUAGAUAUUGUUUUUUAAGUUUUGUAACACUGUCCUUUUUAUGGUUUAUCUUUUAGAAUUGAGGGUUGUUAUAAUCAGGUCAUUGGAAGGGUUUUUGGUUAGUCUUAAGUUGGGUAUGCCUAGCUAACAUCUAAAGAUAGACAUGGAUACAUUUCAGUAUUCUAAAACUAAGAAAAUCAGAACUGGCUAGCAUUUCUGCACUCCUCCUACUUUUUAAAUAUAUUUAUUCCAGAGUUUGGGGGAAUAUGGGUAUAGAGGUUUCAUUCUAAAAUUGUUCUUUAAUAUGAAGCUGUAUUAUUAGUUUGGGGUAAAUAAUUUUCUGUGCAAAACAAAUUAAUAGGAUCUGACUUGCUCAGAGUAUUGCUUAAUAAUAUAUUAAUAAUGCAUUUCUCCGUAUUUGCUCUCAGGAUUAAUAUGUCAAAUGAAAUGUAUGUAAUAAGGAAAUGGGAGAAUUUAGGUACAUCCAUUGUAUAUUGUUUUGGGAAAGAUGAAUCCUCUAUAUGGCAAAAUUUCAGUAUCACCUGAAAGCCACAUGUUCUUCCAAAGAAAUCCAUCUUUUCUUUUCUUUAAAAAAAAAACAAACAAACAAAAAAGAGGCUUUUGGCCUUCCCCUCCUAUCCACCAUGUUCCUUCACCCUCUCUUCUCCAUGGCUUCCACAUUCUCGUUUGACCAGUCCAUGACCACACCUCAAAUGAUGGUAAACAGCAUCUGUCGUUUUGUGAGCUUGGGCUUCAGGAAACAUGAGUCAAGGUAUAUGUAUGUAUAUAGUCAUAUAUGUAUUCUAACAAGAAAAAAAUAUUUAUUUUCACACAGGGAAACACUGACUUAUGUUGCUGAAGAACCUGAAGCUAGUAAAAGGUUCUCAGUCUCUGAGCGUGAACCUAAGUGACAUAAAGACCAACCAUCCAGGAAACACCUACUGUGCUAGCCAGGGCCGGUGCCCAAGGCAGAUAGACCAGCCUCGUGAGACUGCUCUACAGCAGGGGAGGGCAAGUUUUCCUUCCUUCCACUCCUCAAGUCUGGGUUGAAAAGGUGGGGGCUGGAUACUAUACUGCCACAGGUUUUUAAGGAACUAAGGUGUUACUCAAAAAUACAAAAUGUUUAGGGGGGGAAUCUGGGAAUAACUUACCGGGAAGUAAUUUAUUUGCUUAAGAGGGAGGUGUAAGAACCACGACCCUCGGUUCUGAUCUGCCAAGGAUUUCCUCUCAGAGCUCUUGCACAAAUAGAGGUUGUGCUUGGUAAGAUAUCAAACAAGACAGAUAUGCACCUAAAUUUCUAAUGUGUUCUAUGGGUUUCAAUUCUGAAAAAAAGACAAUAAAGAUUUUAAUAAUAA